Penicillium macrosclerotiorum is the source of this 804-nucleotide messenger RNA. RefSeq lists its product as uncharacterized. The record is from RefSeq and is a predicted model, not a curated record. Lineage: Eukaryota; Fungi; Ascomycota; Eurotiomycetes; Eurotiales; Aspergillaceae. The coding region runs from base 1 to 804 and encodes 267 amino acids. The transcript has 2 exons.
AUGUUCGCCUCACAAAUACCCUCGUCUCCCUCCACCCCCUUCCGCCAAACCACCCACUACUCUCCAGCGCGGCCCUCGCCCCUCGGCCAGCGCAACUCCAACAUCGUCACCCCCCCAUGGACCAUGGGUUCUCCGACGCGCGCGGGACAAUCGCACAAGCCCACCGAAUAUGACGAGAAUGCGCCUUUCUCCCCCGUCUCUUUCCCACGCUUUUCCAUCCAGAGUGCGCCCCCACCGCAGCGCCAGCACCAACAGCCAGUCUCGUUCUUCGCGUCUUCGCCCUUGCACAACCAGUCCCCGGCGCCGAUGUCACCGGCAUCGCCAUCGCCGUCCACCCGCCCCCGCUAUGCGGACCGCUACGUUUCAGAGAUCGCUAAUCCGAUGAAGACGACGACCUCGCUGGCGCGCUCAAAGACGCGUAAGAUGUUCCUGAACCGAAUCCGCCAGGACCGCGACACGGGUCGGUUUGAGGCGCGCGGCGAGCAGAUGAUGAUGGCGGAGCACUUGGCUGAUAAGCGACGAUGGGAGGAGUGUAUGGCGCGGGAGGCCGAUGGGGCGAUGCACGGCGUUGAUGCAGAUCUUGAAGAGGACAAUAUGCUUCCUGACGAGGCUGAUGUCCGCGCGCUGGAUGAGUAUGUCUUGCAGGAGCAGGCGAUGGAGAUGGCCAUGCAGGAGAAUUUGGGAUCUGGUUCGAAUGCGCACCAUCAGCAGCCGACGGAGCCGAACGUUUCGUUCAGCGAUGAGGAUUAUGAUGACAUCUUUAUGGGCUUGUCGGAUACCAACCAGGACAUGGAUAUGUCAUAG